Messenger RNA from Paraphaeosphaeria sporulosa, 1413 nucleotides. Its product is annotated as MFS general substrate transporter. Gene Ontology annotation, molecular function: transmembrane transporter activity. Gene Ontology annotation, biological process: transmembrane transport. Bases 1 to 1413 code for a protein of 470 amino acids. Gene Ontology annotation, cellular component: plasma membrane. The record is from RefSeq and is a predicted model, not a curated record. NCBI's taxonomy places the organism in Eukaryota, Fungi, Ascomycota, Dothideomycetes, Pleosporales, Didymosphaeriaceae. The transcript is spliced from 4 exons.
AUGCACGCUGAAGCGCUGGCGACGCCGGCCAGCGAUGAAGGUGAAUUGGCACCGCCGCCGUCCAACUACGUCUUGAAGCUCGACUUGCGCUUGAUACCUUUGUUGGGCUGCACGUAUACCAUCCUCUUUUUGGAUCGUACAAACAUUGCCAAUGCUAGGAUCGAGGGCUUGGAGAAAGGCCUCAACAUGCCCAGCAACGGCUACAACACCUGCCUCUGGAUUUUCUUCAUCCCGUUCGUGCUGGUCGAGAUCCCAAGCAACAUGAUCAUGGGCCUGCCGCGUGUGAAACCCAAUCUCUUCUUGGGUUUCAGUAUGCUUAUUCUCGGGAUAAUAUCCAUGUGUCAAGGCCUCACUCAUAGCUACGGUGGACUACUGGCUUGUCGCUUCUUAAUGGGUAUCCUCGAGGCCACGCUUCCGGCAGGCGCAGCCCUUCUCCUCAGCGAGUACUACACACGCAAAGAGCAACCCAUUCGGUUUGCCAUGUUCUUUACCUUCGGCGUGCUUGGCCCGUUGGUGAGCGGUCUGCUGGCCUACGGCAUCCGGCACAUGAACGGGAUUCAAGGAAAAGAAGGCUGGCGCUGGAUAUUCAUCAUCGAGGGUCUAGGGACAAUAGCCAUUUCGUUCCUGGUGUUCCUGUUCGUGCCCAACUUCCCGGAAAAGACCGACAUUCUCUCCGGGGCUGAAAAGGCACACUUGCUGGAGAAAUUGAGGCGCGACAAAGGAGAUCAGAAGCUCUCGAUGAGAUCUGUAAAAUGGCUUCCUAUUUUUACCGACUACAAGAUUUGGCUACCUACUGCGAUGUUCUUCUGCUGCGACAUGACGGCUGCCUCGAUUACUUCGUUCACGCCUACCAUUCUGACUGAACUCGGCUGGAAAGCUGAACGUGCGCAGGUCAUGUCUAUUCCCAUCUGGGCGACUGGGUUCAUGUUUGAACUAGGUGCGGGAUUCCUCUCCAGCCGAACAGGCCUGCGGUUUCCUUUUAUGCUCUUUGGCAUCAUGAUGGCCACAAUUGGGUGGAUAAUCCAGAUUGUCUAUUCCGAAUCCAAGGACCUAUCCCCUGGUGUACGAUACUUCUCGCUCUUUGCGAUGAGCGCGGGCACUUUCCUGCAGAUGGCGAUGACUGUGUCAUGGAUGACAAACAACCUGCGCGGUAGGGCAAGUGUGGCCGUUGGUACGGCUAUGAUCUUGGGCCUGGGUAACUGCGCCAAUUUUGUCGCAAGCAAUGUUUUCAUCAAGCGUGAGGCGCCGUACUAUCCCACCGGCUUCCGAACUGGACUCACCAUUACCGUAGCAGGUGCAGUAUUAUGCUUAGUUCAUGUGGCGUUGCUCUGGUGGCAUAAUCAGAAGCUGGGCCGGAAAAGGGCAGAAGUCGGAGGCGAGGACGACCAGUGGGAGUACAAGUAUCAAUACUAG